Messenger RNA from Chelmon rostratus (copperband butterflyfish), 1648 nucleotides. Its product is annotated as protein max-like. The record is from RefSeq and is a predicted model, not a curated record. Gene Ontology annotation, molecular function: DNA-binding transcription factor activity; protein dimerization activity. Gene Ontology annotation, biological process: positive regulation of transcription by RNA polymerase II. Lineage: Eukaryota; Metazoa; Chordata; Actinopteri; Chaetodontiformes; Chaetodontidae. The transcript has 4 exons. Gene Ontology annotation, cellular component: RNA polymerase II transcription regulator complex. The coding region runs from base 122 to 589 and encodes 155 amino acids.
GUUGAUCGUCAUGUAUCUGAUGUAGCAAAGCUCCGUGCUAGAUUUUGUUAUUUGCCUCCAGUUGUCGCUGCACUUUGUUUUGACAGCUGUUUGUUUUCUUUUUCAUACCUUUUACCGAAGAAUGAGCGAAAACGAUGACAUCGAAGUCGACAGCGAUGCAGACAAGCGAGCACAUCACAAUGCGCUUGAGCGCAAACGCAGGGACCACAUUAAAGACAGCUUUCACGGUUUACGAGAUUCUGUGCCUGCAUUACAAGGGGAGAAGAACUCUGUCAAACAGGCUUCCCGAGCACAGAUUCUAGACAAAGCCACGGAGUACAUCCAGUACAUGAGGCGAAAAAACCAUACCCACCAGCAAGACAUCGACGACUUAAAGAAGCAGAAUGCACUGUUGGAGCAGCAGGUUCGUGCACUGGAGAAGGCCAAGGGGAACACUCAGCUCCAGACAAACUACUCUUCUGACAGCAGCUUGUACACAAACCGCAAAGGGAGCGCGGUGUCCGCCUUCGACGGCGGGUCUGACUCCAGCUCUGAAUCAGAGCCCGAGGAGCCGCCCAACAGAAAGAAGCUGCGCGUGGAGCCCAGCUAGACCCAGGUCGACCCCUGUUCUUCAAACAGACUCUUUUUGCCCACCAGCCCCCGACUCCUCCUACCUGUCCGCACUCGGUCCUGCCUUCUUACGCCAGUCCAGGAGACAAGGCGGAGACUGUGUGAGAGAGGUGCUAUCAUGUAUAAAACGCUUCUACCUUCCUUUUUCCUCCUGGCAAGCAUCCUGUCACUCCUUUUGUGGCCCAGCAACAACUUUUAAGACCCCCGAAGUGAGGCAGCUCUGCAGUUUUGAAGGACUUUAUGCUUUUCAAACCUCAUGAUAACCAUUCAGAAUCAAAUGUGGAGAUGACAAGGUAUGAGUCUUUAGUAAAGCUACAUAAAACAUUGACAAACCAUUGACAAAAUGAUAAUUAGAGAUAGUUUACCUUUUUAAUAUUCAUACUUUUCCAGAGAAGAAUGUGAAGUUGCUUUUGAAAAAAAAAAAAAGGCUGUUAUGCAAGUUGCAACCCCCCCUUAUUCAGUGUAGGUGGCUGAAAUUUUUGUGUUUGAAAAUGUUUGUGCAAAUGAAUCCCUCUAUUUAUAGUGAUGCACCGGAAUUGAUUUCUCACCUUUAUGUCUGAUAUCCCUCAUAUUUGGCUUGAGAUUUUCCAGAGAACACUGGAGGAUGAGCAAGUUGACCUUCUGCUUUAGUGUAUUUUCCACAGGUUCAACUUUAUUUUCCUCUAUUUUUAUUAUUAUCAAAUAAAAUGUGGGUAUGAAAAAAUCCCCUUAUGGAUACUGAAUGUUACGCAAUGCAGUUAAAGGGCAGUGACCUUUAUUUUUGUUAAUGAAGUCCAUUUCAGUGUGACGUAUAUAACACUGUAUACUCUUAAAUGGUGUCAGCUCUGCAAAGAAAAGCCUUUCCCUCGAAAUAUUUGCCUGUGCUAGGAACAUUUCUUUUUUCCUCCUUUUUGCAGAGAUAAAUUAGUGUGUACGUGAUCAAUAUUUGUUUGUUCCAUUCCAUGGAAAUUACAGGUAUGUUGUACAUACUGCCAACGGUUGUCUUGCAAGUUAAGGCAUACCUUUAUUAUGAGACUAUAAAUAAAACUAUUUUAUCCUU